This is a messenger RNA of Cuculus canorus (common cuckoo), 3166 nucleotides long. RefSeq names its product tRNA methyltransferase 1 like (gene TRMT1L). Gene Ontology annotation, molecular function: RNA binding. Bases 15 to 2318 code for a protein of 767 amino acids. Gene Ontology annotation, cellular component: nucleus. NCBI's taxonomy places the organism in Eukaryota, Metazoa, Chordata, Aves, Cuculiformes, Cuculidae. Gene Ontology annotation, biological process: tRNA N2-guanine methylation. The record is from RefSeq and is a predicted model, not a curated record. The transcript has 16 exons.
GCGGCGCGCAAGGCAUGGCAGCGGCGGAGGCAGCGGAGGCGGCAGUGGCGGAGGCGGCAGUGGCGGAGGCGGCGGCAGCGGAGGCCUCGCUGUCCCCGGGGCGGGAGGAGGAGCACGGAGAGAAGCCUGAAGGCGGUGGCGAGACCGCAGCGAUCAAUGGCGUCGUUGCCUCUGAAAAAGUGAAAAGCAACGACCUGGAUGUGGCAGUUACUGAGUCAGAAGUGAAAACCGAAGAAAAAGGAACAGAGGAAGAAUCCACAAGGGAAUCUGAUAGCAACAUCUUGGAUGUAUCGCCUGAUUACCCAAGAGAGAAACACAUUUCAAUUCAAAGACAUCUGGCUGACCUAGAGAAACUAGCUGGCCUGAAAGAAGGUGAGUUUCCCGUGGCAGUGUCCCAGAACACAGAGCUUCAUGUUACAGAUGAAAAGAAGCCUUGUCCGUUGUGUCCUGAGGAGAAAUUCAAAGCUUGCUAUAGUCAUAAACUCCAUCGUCAUCUGCAGAACCUGCACUGGAAAGUUUCUGUUGAAUUUGAAGGGUACAGAAUGUGCAUCUGCCACUUACCUUGUCAUCCAGUAAAACCAAACCUCGUUGGAGACCAGGCGUUUUCAAAGAUGGGAGCCCACUACCACUGUAUCAUCUGUUCAGCAACGAUCACGCGAAGAACUGAUAUGAUAGGUCAUAUUAAUCGUCAUGUGAAUAAAGGAGAAACUGAAUCGAGGUUUAUUACAGUUCUUGCUCCCAAGGCUUCUCGUGAAGUGCUGAAAGAGUCAGCCACAGAUGUGCAAGUUCUUCCCAACUACUCCACACCUCAGAAAACAGAUUCCUACUUUAAUCCUAAAAUGAAACUCAACAGGCAAUUGAUAUUCUGUGCGCUGGCUGUUCUAGCUGAGGAACGUAAACCGAUAGAAUGUUUGGAUGCUUUUGGUGCCACCGGUAUAAUGGGAUUACAGUGGGCAAAGCAUCUCCGAAGUUCUGUGAGGGUGACGAUUAACGACUGUAAUGAGAAUUCUGUGACGCUGAUUCAGGAAAACUGCCUUUUAAAUAAAAUGAAGGUGAAACUAAACACUAGGGAAGACGACCAAGAUGAAGCUAUGGGAGACGGAGAAGAAAAUACUGACACCAUUGAGGUGACAAAAAUGGAUGCCAACGUUAUAAUGCAUUUGAGGUCAUUUGAUUUUAUCCAUUUGGACCCCUUUGGAACUUCUGUGAAUUACCUGGAUUCUGCCUUUAGAAAUGUGAGAAAUCUUGGGAUUGUGUCGUUGACAUCCACAGACAUCAGCUCGCUGUAUGCAAAGGCUCAGCACGUCGCCCUGCGUCACUACGGCUGCAAUAUCGUCAGAACAGAGUACUACAGGGAACUGGCAGCCAGAAUUGUCCUCGCUGCUGUGACAAGAGCUGCAGCUCGCUGUAACAAAGGCAUUGAAGUGUUGCUUGCAGUAGCUCUAGAACAUUUUGUUCUAGUAGUGGUCAGAGUUUUAAGGGGACCGUCUCCUGCGGAUGAUUCAGCAAAGAAAAUAAGAUACCUCAUCCAUUGCCAGUGGUGUGAAGAGAGAAUUUUUCAGAAAGAGGGCAAUAUGGUAGAAGAAAACCCAUACCAGCAGCUGCCUUGCGAUUGUCACGGCAGCAUGCCUGGGAAGACGGCGGUAGUUCUUGGUCCUCUCUGGUCAGGAGCCCUCUUCAACACUGGAUUCCUUAGGAGAAUGCUGUUUGAGGCUGUUCAGUACGGGUUAGAUGAAGUCCAGCCACUUCUGAAGACAUUGGUUUGUGAAGCUGAGUGCACAACUUCCAAGCAUUUUUCUACUCAUAGCCCUUAUGAUGAGAACAAACAAGAAGAGUGCGGCGUAUAUAUUAAAACACCAAAAACUUCUGCAGAAUCCUUCUUGGUACCAGGAAAAAGAAAAUGUGAAGAAUUGAUUCGAAGUGCAGCCAAGCGACAAAAAUCCGAGAACAGUGCUGAGCACCCUGCGUUUUACUACAACAUCCACAGACACAGUAUUAAAGGAAUGAACAUGCCAAAGUUAAAUAAGUUCUUAACCUAUCUCUCUGAGGCUGGAUACAGGGUAAGUAGAACCCACUUCGAUCCCAUGGGAGUUCGCACGAAUGCGCCCUUGGCACAGUUUAAGACGAUCCUGAUGAAGUACAGCACUCCCACGUACACUGGGGGCCAAGCGGAAGGCCCUGUCCAUCUCCCUGAAGAUGUCCAGGCAGCGGAACAGGUUCAAGCUGCAGGAGAUGCCGAGUUUCUGGAAGAUGAUAAAUCUGGAGUCGCUGCCGCUGCAUUCGCAGAAGAGUACCCUCCUGGUUGUGAAGCUGAUUAAUGCAAAACGGUUUUGUUCACAGAGCAGGAUAUUACGGACUUGCAAGUGCAUCCCGUUCAAGUAAGCCAGUACUUCUUACCAAACUGGAAUUGGGAAACUUGAGCUGCCUGCUGGUUUAGUUUGAAAAGACGCUUUAGAAUUCUGUAGCAGAACUUUCCCCUGAUGACAGCGUGCAAGGGCAAGGUACCCUUGCUGGGAGAAGGUCUCAAUUACUUGCUUUUAUGCUCACAUCCACUUUCCCACUGUGUCUGCUCCCGAGUCCGUUGUUAAAGCCUCACUGCCAGCACGGAAUCCAGAAGGGUGGAUGGGGCCAAAAAUCUUUAAACGUUUCUGAACGUGAGGUUAAUACAGAGCAGGAUAUUCCCAAAACAAAUCAUUCCUAACACCUGACUGGUUACAAUUUGAAGGGGAGGGCACAUUAUGAUGAUAAAAUAUCACAGGAUAAAGUGCAGUCUUGAGUUUCAGCAAGUCCGAAAGUCUGCACUCUGCACCUCUAGGUCCAGACUGCACACGUAACACGGUCUUCAGUUCUUUGUUCAUUUUUCUCCCUACAAGCAAGGGCCCAACGCAAGUGAGAACAGAAAGGAAUGGUCCCAAGACUAUUACCGAAACUUGUGUUUUUAUCCAAACCGUAGAGAAUUGGUAGUUGCUCUAGAGUAGCUCUUUGUCCAGAGGUUACGUUUGGUUGAAUGCUGCAGAAAGGUACAGUGACAGUGGACACCACAGAUUAAAGCUGAAGGUGAAGUUUUGCUAUUGAUUUGUCAAUAAUACAGUGUCAGCUGUUAGAUCUCUUCUGUGAACGAGCAAAGAUGCUGUGUUGGUGGUCGGUUCUGGUUUCCUUAAAUACA